This is a messenger RNA of Penicillium bovifimosum, 975 nucleotides long. Its product is annotated as putative 3-oxo-5-alpha-steroid 4-dehydrogenase. Lineage: Eukaryota; Fungi; Ascomycota; Eurotiomycetes; Eurotiales; Aspergillaceae. Gene Ontology annotation, biological process: dolichol-linked oligosaccharide biosynthetic process; polyprenol catabolic process. Bases 1 to 975 code for a protein of 324 amino acids. The record is from RefSeq and is a predicted model, not a curated record. Gene Ontology annotation, cellular component: endoplasmic reticulum. Gene Ontology annotation, molecular function: 3-oxo-5-alpha-steroid 4-dehydrogenase activity. The transcript is spliced from 2 exons.
AUGUCUCUAAUCUUUCAAUGGGUCGAUAACACCCUCGAAGCCACCGGCAUGGAUGCAGUUGACGCUCUACGCGCGUUCUUCCUGCUGGCCGCCGCCACAACGAUCUCAAUCAGCAUCCCAGCCUCUCUAAGAUCCCGCUUCCUCGUUUACGGCCCGCGCGCGACCUCGGCCUCCAUUUCCACCGGCCCUGCACCACCACGCCCUCAGGAGCCUUCCACCGAGAGCAAGGGCUUCCUAGACUACCUCGCGACCUGGCAGGUGCCACAUAGCUACUUCACGCAGUUCUAUGUCGCAUCUUUGCUGUCGUCGGUAUUUUGGGCUGCGCAGUUGCUGUCGCAGGGUGUGGUUUUCCAGGCCAUCGCGACCCGUGUGAGCGAGGAGCAUCAGCGCCAUUCCAUGUCUCUGACUCAGGUACUUGUCUGCUGCGUGCUGUUGGCUAUCCAGGGCUCUCGGAGAUUGUGGGAAUGCAAUGCCUUUUCGAAGCCCUCAUCGUCGCAGAUGUGGUUUGUGCACUGGCUGCUGGGCUUGGGAUUCUAUCUCGCGGCGGGUGUGGCGAUUUGGAUUGAGGGGUCUGGCACUCUGUUGACGGAGAGACUGACCAUCGUCGAUCUGCAAAUGACUAAUGCUCCAAGUAUGAAGACAUUCUUUCUCGUCCCGCUCUUCCUGGUGGCGUCGGGCUUGCAGCAUGACUCCCAUCACUACCUGUACACGUUGAAAAAGUACACCCUCCCGGAACAUCCCAUGUUCCGCGGAAUUGUGUGUCCCCACUACGGUGCGGAGUGCGUGAUCUACCUAUCACUGGCGCUGUUGGCUGCGCCGCGGGGUGAAUGGAUCAAUAAAACCAUGCUGUCGUGUCUAGUUUUCGUCGCGGUCAACCUCGGCCUGACGGCUCAAAAUACCAAGCAAUGGUAUGCGCAGAAGUUUGGCCAAGACUCAGUUCAGGACUGGUGGCUUAUGAUUCCUUAUGUCUAUUAA